GCGGACUGAGAGCAACGCACCGCCCGGCCACACCGCAGCAAGUCGGCAACAACGCAACCGGAGCACCGCGGGGACGGACCGCAUUGUUCCCCACAUGUAGCAGGACCCAGAGCAGCACAUCCUCUGCGUCCUUCACGCUUGGAGCCACCGGGUGACGAGUCCAGUUUGGAGACUGGUUUUAGUGGCGCUCAUCGGGAACACUGGUUCCGGAACUACUUAUCCAGUGCGUGGAGAGUAAAUAGCUUUUUAAAAUGGCAACCAGUCGCUCACCGCGAACACAGACGUGAUGAGCAGGUGUCCCAGAGGCUGAGUGUCCCCUUAGUUCCCCGAUCAGGGCCUGUGGUUGCAGAGCCUCUCCAGAGGUGAUGUCUGCGGCCCAGACCCAGAAGGAGAGCGGGGAGGCUGGCUGGGCGCCCCUGGAGGCCCUGGGCCUCAGCCAGAAGGAGCUGGUCCUGGCAGAGGCCCUCCAGAUGGAGUACGACGCCCUCUCUCGCCUCAAACAAGACAAGGGAGUCCCUGCUGGGCCCGAAAGCGGCUCCAAGCCUGUCUCGAGGCCCCCGCCCCCGCCCUCCAUCGAGCGCCCUCGGCCCGUCCCCAGCGGACACGUCUCCAGCCCCCCCGGGGGGAACCUGUUGAGGGGUCUCUCCGGGUCGGACUCCUCCUUGAAUCAGCCGGCAGGGUCCCGGUCCCCAACACGGUCCCCCACGCGGCCCCCGCUGAGCAGGCCGGCUCCCCCGCGGGGGCCGCUCAGCAAGGAGCCUCUGUACAUCCUGGACGGCGAGGGCGACCUCCUCCCGGGCUCCCGCUAUGGACCGGGCUCCAGCCCCGCCCCCAAAGGGGCCCCCCCCCCUACCGACGACAUGCCCCCCGCCAUCCCGCCGAGGAACCCCCUCCCGCAGUUGUCGGGCUCAGACAACCCCUUCUUGCCCCCCCGCGGCCCCCCACCCGGGGCGCCCCACGACGUGAACCUGUUCACCCCCGACGUGGACCGGCCCAAGGUGACCUCGGAGGAGGUGACCUACGAGAGCCUCAACGCCGCGCUGUCCCGCCUCAACAGCGAGCGGCAGGGCCAGCGCAGCCGGCGGGCCAGCGGGGAGCCCCCGGGUAAGCCUGUGGCCCGCAGCAAGACCCUGCCCCCCCAGGUGCCCCCCAGGACCUACAUGCCGGCCCCCAAGAGCAAAAGGAACCUGCGCCGGGUGUCCGCAGACCCAGUUGCCUUGGAGUCCCGAGCAAACGGCUUCAGCUACGAGCUGUUCAAGGUGUCGGAGGACAGAGACGAGGAGGUGGCUGCCUACUGCCACAUGCUGGACAUCCUGAGGUCGGCGGACCCGUGCGGCGAGCGCUCCAGGAACACAGGCUUCGUGUGGUCCCCGUCGGUGUCCCAGGAGGAGCUGCAGCAGGGCCUGGGGGUCAGUGUGAAGGUCACGGUCAUCAGCGACCACUUCAGGGAGCCGCUCACCUUCACCUGCGACGGCUCUUCCACCGUGGACCUGCUGAUCUACCAGACGCUGUGCUACGCCCAGGAAGACCUGGACGUGGACGUGGAGCAGUACCUGCUCAAAGUCUGUGGACAGGCAGAGUUCCUCAGCAAUUCCCAGACGCUGGCCGGUCUUGAGUAUGUCCAGCAGUGUCUCAAGUAUGAGUGGGACAUUCGUCUCCUGCUCACCAAGCGAGCUUCAAUCAACACAGAGCUGGCUCGCACGGAAGAAGAUGACAAAAUGGCGUCCACCAUGAACCACUGCAUCUUGCUCCAAGAGCGGCCAAUCAGACAGACCGUCACCAGGGAGGCACUCACCCUUCUCCUGGAUACAUAUCACAACGAGGCUGAGGCCUUCAUCCUGUCUGAGGCUGAGCUGCUGCUGCAUGUGGAGCGUCUUGUCCAAUCGGUGAAGGCCCUGUGCAGUACUCUGGCCUCCGUGGAGUCGGCCGACCUGACCUCUGCCCUCAGCCAGCUCCCAGCAUGCCCUUGUCGCCUGCAGCCGAAGGUUCAGAAGGAUAUCUCUGUAUUGGCUGUCAAAGGAAACAGAGAAAAGGUGGUGGAGAGGCUGACAGUGGCCAUCCUGGACCAGGUGGAGCUGUACUGCAGCACCUUCAACGCCAACUUCCACACAGCGCCGCCCAGCAGCCGCAGCACUGCGCCCAUCCAGGAGGCGGGCGUGGUGAACAACGUGCUCUCCUUCAGCGUCUACUCGGCCCACCGCGUCCCCAUCACUUGGGCGGCCAGUUACGAGGGCUUCUUCCUCUCCUGCUCCCUGACUCACGGCGGGGCGGAGCUGUGUGCUCCUCAGCACACCAGCAAGCAGGCGGUCAGCAAGUAUCUAUUCCACCUGGUGGUCUGGGACCAAAGGGUGUGUUUCCCAGUGCAGAUCAACCAGCUGCCCCGUGAGUCCCAGCUGACUGUGACUCUGUACGCCACGGCUCUACCGCCCCCUGGUGGCACGGAGGAGAAGGGCAAGCAGCGGCGCAGCAUCGACGCGCUGGGCUGGGUGACCAUGCCCCUCUUCAACUUCAGACAUGUUCUGACGUGUGGAAGGAAGCUGCUUGGUCUCUGGCCGUCCAUCCCAGGAAGUGGAAACGCACGCUCAAGCUCUCCCAACUUCAGCCAGCCUGACAGCGUCAUCCUGCAGGUGGACUUCCCCACCUCGGCGUUCGAGGUCCGCUUCAGCACCCCCGGGCCGGCGGACUUCUGCCCGCAGUACGAAUUCUCCAGGCUGGACACAGCCAGCCAGCGCCAGCUGCAAGACGUCCUGCACAAGAAGUCCCUCUUCUGGUUGACGGUGGAGGACAGGCGGCUGCUGUGGGAGAAGAGAGCCUUCUGCCAGGAGGAGAGCGCCGCCCUGCCACUGGUGCUGGCCAGCGCCCCCUGCUGGCAGUGGUCCUGCCUGCCCGACAUAUACGCCCUGCUGAGGCAGUGGGCCUGCCUGAGCCACAUGGACGCUCUGGGGCUGCUGCACGCCUCGUUUCCCGACCAGGAGCUGAGGCGGACUGCGGUGCAGUGGAUGGACUCCAUAUCAGACCCCGAGCUGCUGGACUUCCUGCCUCAACUAGUCCAGGCGCUGAAGUACGAGUGCUACCUGGACAGCGCGUUGGUCCGCUUCCUGCUGCGGAGGGCCAUCGGAGACGUCCGCAUCGCCCACUACCUGUUCUGGCUGCUGAAGGACGCGCUGCAGGACCGUCAGUUCAGCGGGCGCUACCAGCACCUUCUGGCCGCCCUGCUGUGCUGCGCCGGCCGUGGCCUGAGGGAGGAGUUUGAGCGCCAGUGCUGGAUGGUGUCCGUCCUUGCCAAGGUGGCCCAAAGAGUCAGGGACGCCAUGGCCUCCAACAGACAGACGGUCCUUAGGGAGGGUCUGGACGAGAUGAAGCAGUUCUUCUCUGUCAACAGCAGCUGUCGGAUGCCCCUCAACCCUGCCCUGCUGGUGAAAGCCAUCAACGUCCAGUCCUGCUCCUUCUUCAACUCCAACGCUGUUCCCCUGAAGCUGUCCUUCCAGAACGUAGACCCCCACGGAGACAACAUCAAUGUCAUAUUUAAGUCGGGGGACGACUUGCGGCAGGACAUGCUGACCCUGCAGAUCAUCCGCAUCAUGAACCGGAUCUGGAUCCAGGAGGGGCUGGACAUGAGGAUGGUGAUCUUCAGAUGCUUCGCCACCGGCCGGGGGAGAGGCAUGGUGGAGAUGAUCCCCCAGGCAGAGACCCUGAGGAAGAUCCAGGUAGAGCACGGGGUCACGGGCUCCUUCAAGGACCGCCCGCUGGCUGACUGGCUGCAGAAGCACAACCCCACCGACGACCAGUAUGAGAAGGCGGUGGAGAACUUCAUCUACUCGUGUGCGGGCUGCUGCGUGGCGACCUACAUCCUGGGGAUAUGCGACCGCCACAACGACAACAUCAUGCUGAAGACCAGCGGCCACAUGUUCCACAUCGACUUCGGGAAGUUCCUGGGUCACGCGCAGAUGUUCGGGAACAUCAAGCGGGACCGCGCCCCCUUCGUGUUCACCUCGGACAUGGCCUACGUCAUCAACGGCGGGGACAAGCCCUCCAGCCGCUUCCACGACUUUGUGGACCUUUGCUGCGAGGCGUACAACCUGAUCCGCAAGCACGCACACCUCUUCCUAAACCUGCUGGGCCUGAUGCUGUCCUGCGGAAUCCCAGAGCUGUCUGACCUGGAGGAUCUGAAGUAUGUCUACGACGCCCUGAGACCCCACGAGUCAGAGGCCGACGCCACCAUGUACUUCACCAGGCUGAUCGAAUCCAGUCUGGGCAGCGUAGCCACCAAGCUCAAUUUCUUCAUCCACAACCUGGCCCAGAUGAAGUUCGCCUCCUCGGAGGAGCGGCCCGUGCUGACCUUCGCCCCGCGGGUCCACACCCUGAAGAGUGACGGGCUCAUCCGCAACCUCUACGUGUGCCGCCACAUCCGCACCUACAGCCCCAGCAAGGGCUACGCCUUCGUGGUGAAGGUGGAGCGAGAGGGGCUCCAGCAAGGGGCAGCAUUGGUCCAGAGGAGCUUUGAAGAGUUCCACGAACUGCACUGCAAACUGCGGCUCAUCUUCCCUUCGUCCAAGCUGCCCAGCUUCCCCAGCCGGUUUGUGAUUGGCCGCUCGCGAGGAGACUCCAUGGCUGACCGGAGGAAAGAUGAGCUGAAUGGUUACGUGUGGCAUCUGGUCCACGCCGCUCCUGAGGUCGCCCAGUGUGACCUCAUCUACACCUUUUUCCACCCGCUGCCGAGAGACGAGAGACCCGGCACCCCCCUCCAGCCCCUGCACAACAAACCAGCCGAGCUCUCCUGGUCGCCCACCUCGGGGAAGGACAUGGGGGAGGUCAAGCUGUCCAUCUCCUACAAGAGUGACAAGCUGUUCAUCAUGGUCAUGCACAUACGCGGCCUGCAGCCCCUCCAGGACGGGACGGACCCGGACCCCUAUGUGAAGCUCUACCUGCUGCCGGACCCCCAAAAGACCAGCAAGAAGAAGACCAAGGCUGCACGGCGCACCUGCAACCCCACCUACAACGAGAUGCUGGUGUAUGAACGCAUCCCCCACGGGGACCUGGACCAGAGGGUGAUCCACCUGCGGGUGCUGGGGGACGGGCCCUUCUGGGAGAACUCCCUGCUGGGGGAGACUUUCAUCCCCCUGAAGAAGCUCCUUCCUGGUCAGCACUGGGUGGACUGGCAUCGGCUGGGCCUUGAGGGCCUGGAAGUGGCCCGCUGACACACAAGGUGUGUGUGUGUGUGUGUGUGUGUGUGUGUGUGUGUGUGUGUGUGUGUGUGUGUCUGUGUGUCUGUGUGUCUGUGUGUGUGUGUGUGUAAGAUACAAGAGGAAAGCAAAAAAACGCCUUCCUGAAGAAAGGCUGAUUGACAAUGGAUUGAUCAUCAGCUCUGUGAGGUAGUGGACAUUUUCUCACACCAUAUUUAGUUUUCUUUCAAAUGUGAGUUCUAAUUUCGGCUAAUAUUACAGAGUGAUUUUGUUCAGAUCUUUUAUGUUUUUUUGUUUACAUUGCCCAGUGUGUAGAUAUGCAGAAGUAGAACUAUGCCGUGCAAAUGUGUUUUGCAGGAAAGGAAGGACUAUUUGGACUUAAGAUUUUGACAGUCCUUUAUGUAUAUUCUGUACAGCUCUAGUCUGUGUAUUUUCUGCUGAUAAGUAGCUGUUAUGCUAAAAUGUUGUGCAGCACGAGCUACCUUAGCAGUCAAUGUUACUUGUCAAAACUAACACCAUGGGCAGACUCUGUAUUUGGCUUUUAGUCAUUCUAAAUGUUGAGCUGAAAAUUAAAAAUGAACCAAUAUGUAGACUAUUUUUUCUCUUGGGAAGGAUGCAUGGGUGUUGAUUCAUUUGUAUGUGUGCAUGUGUCUUUGUUUGUGUGAGUGUGUGUCCAUAUGAGAGAAUCUGAAUACUUUAUUGGAUUUUAUGCAGUGCCCUUCUGAUUGUAACCCAUCUUUUGUGCUUUUUUUAUCUGAACUUAUAAAAUCACUGUUUCAUUCCCUUAAAGAUCCUGUGAAUCACAAAGAAUAUGUAUACAUCUUUUUUUAACUAAAUGAAUAUCGGUAACCGCUUAAAAACACUGCAUUACAUGUACUUGUACUUCAAUGCAUCAUUAGAUUUGUGCAGAACUGCAAAACUGUGAGAACCAGUUGAGCCAGAAACCAUGCAGAUAGCUUCCAGGGAAAAUCUAAAUACAGUUUAAAAUGUGGACUGAAUGACUGACACCUAAUCUAACAUGAAGAUCACUUAACUCGUUGGCAUUGAGCUUUAGAUUCACUGCUGAAGUUGUGGAAUUUCUCAAUUUUUGGUGAAAUUUAGAAGUAGAUCUCAUGGUGAUCUCAGCAUAUUCUGCAAGCACAUUCAAUUGAUGGUGUGAGGUUUCUAUUUUUGAACACUGCCUAUUUCUGUAUGAUGUGCAAAAGUAAGGAGAUGGGAAACCUUGGCUCAUCAUGCAUCAGCACAAAAUGGUCUUCAGAAUUCCAAGAUGGACCGGAGGCAGUUAAAAGAGUGCCAAAAAAUAACUUAAAGGUCAAGAACAGUCUGGGGGUCUAACCUUUGUAACUCUAUCCUGGCUUCACUCAAACAUCAGUCACCAGUAUCAGUUUGGGAUCCUGCCAGUCAAUGAAUGAAAGUAAGGGCGUCGAAGCACUUAUGUAUUUUGGUGAAUCCAAGUAACAGUGAAUCACCAUACAAGUCCUUCACAAAGUGCUCUAUUGCUAUUUGUUUGACAAAGAUUUUGGUAAGGAUGUUUCAGUGAAGCCAGGACCGAGAGCUACAGGGAUUUGGUCACAAAGACCUGUGUUGUCGGGUUAUUAUGAGAGGCAUUUGAACCAUGGCCCGUUGAAGGUGUGUUGUAUAUAAUGCGCGUAGCCUUUAAUGUUAAUACGUUCCAAUUGAACUGGAUAUGAUGCAUGUAAAUAAGGCCAAAAUUAUCAAUGUGAUCUGAUUUAACUUUGUAUUUGUGAAUAAAUAACAGCUGUAUUGUAACACUU
Messenger RNA from Gadus morhua (Atlantic cod), 6958 nucleotides. RefSeq names its product phosphatidylinositol-4-phosphate 3-kinase, catalytic subunit type 2 beta (gene pik3c2b). The record is from RefSeq and is a predicted model, not a curated record. Gene Ontology annotation, cellular component: cytoplasm; plasma membrane; phosphatidylinositol 3-kinase complex. Gene Ontology annotation, biological process: phosphatidylinositol 3-kinase/protein kinase B signal transduction; phosphatidylinositol-mediated signaling; phosphatidylinositol-3-phosphate biosynthetic process. Bases 366 to 5198 code for a protein of 1610 amino acids. Lineage: Eukaryota; Metazoa; Chordata; Actinopteri; Gadiformes; Gadidae. The transcript is spliced from 33 exons. Gene Ontology annotation, molecular function: 1-phosphatidylinositol-3-kinase activity; phosphatidylinositol binding; 1-phosphatidylinositol-4-phosphate 3-kinase activity.